Messenger RNA from Nerophis lumbriciformis (worm pipefish), 1808 nucleotides. RefSeq names its product ataxin 7 like 3a (gene atxn7l3a). Gene Ontology annotation, cellular component: DUBm complex; SAGA complex. Gene Ontology annotation, biological process: regulation of transcription by RNA polymerase II; positive regulation of DNA-templated transcription. The record is from RefSeq and is a predicted model, not a curated record. NCBI's taxonomy places the organism in Eukaryota, Metazoa, Chordata, Actinopteri, Syngnathiformes, Syngnathidae. Gene Ontology annotation, molecular function: transcription coactivator activity.
GAUUGGUGGAGCGCUGCCGCAUGGUUUGCCUCGCGACGGUUCGCCAAGGCUCGUGACGUUCCUUGGUUUUGAGCAACAAAACAAAAGACAACACUUUGGACUUAUUUCCUUCUUUGUUUCAUUCUUCGUCCUCGCUUUAGACGCCACGCCGCCGCAAUGGACGCCCACGGAGCUAUGUCGCCGUCCGGUUCCGAGUCCGCGGUCCAUGACGACGAGGAUGAAGAGAGACAUGCAUCUCAUGUUCACUGCUAACUUCAAAGUCAGUAUCUCAUUACCUCGCCGUCCCGAUUUCCCAGACAGAUUUUCAAAUGAAAAUGGAGAAUUUGGCCCUUUCAGGCCCGGACAACACCAGGCUGGAGGCCUUGGUCCAUGACGUUUACUCGGAGCUGGUGGAGGACGCCUGUUUGGGCCUUUGUUUCGAGGUGCAUCGAGCUGUGAAACAUGGAUAUUUCUUCCUGGAUGAAACCGACCCGGAAAGCACAAAGGAAUUUGAAAUCGUGGAUCAGCCGGGCCUGGACAUCUUCGGCCAAGUGUACAACCAGUGGAAGAACAAAGAGUGCGAGUGUCCCAACUGCAAGCGACUUAUCGCCGCCUCUCGCUUCGCCCCCCACCUGGAGAAAUGUCUGGGCAUGGGACGCAACAGCAGCCGCAUCGCCAGCCGCAGGUCGGCCCGGAACGAAACGCUGGCCAGCAGCAACAACACUAACAACAACGUCAGCAAGUCCGAGAGCGACCAGGAGGACAACGACGACCUCAACGAUAACGACUGGUCUUACGGCGCCGAGAAGAAAUCCAAGAAGAAGAAGUCCGAUAAGAAUCAAAACUCACCUCGCCGAUCCAAAUCUCUGAAGCAUAAGAAUGGUGAGCUCGGGACCGGUACAGGCUCGGAAGCUUUCAAGUACAACUACAACGCCGGUAUCAGUUACGAAAGCUUGGCGCCCGAGGAAGUGAGAUCGCUGUUGACCACGCAAUGUGGAGUGAUAUCUGAACACACCAAGAAGAUGUGCACCAGGUCUCAGAGAUGUCCCCAACACACGGACGAGCAGAGGAGGGCUGUCAGGGUGUUCCUCCUGGGGCCUUCUGCGUCGUCUCUGCCCGAUGCCACGGUGGAGAGUGAGACCUUUGACCUCCCUGACAGCAGCCAGAGCCUCAUCAGCCGCCUCCAGUGGGAAGACUCCCCCGAUACUUCCCCCACUGACUCCGCCUCCUCCAGAGCCAGCACAAACCAUUCGGACCCUCGCAGGCCCAAGAAGAAGAAGCAAAGCUCUCUGGCUCUGACAAGCGCAGGGGGAGCUGACGCAGGAAGUGGAAGCUCUCAGAGUAACAGCAGCUUGCCCAGCAAAAAAAAGAGACCCAAACUCUCCGCACCUUCAAUUUCCAGCGUCUUCGACGACUUAAACUAGCAAAGGACUUUGGACAGAAGGCGAUGCGUUCAGGUGACAAUUGUUUUUCCCUCGUUUUGGGCACAGCCGGUGAGCUCUGCACACACGAUCAUGUCAUUUCACUGCUGGUUUUUAUGUGGCAUUUUCACAUCCUUCAAUGUGACCACUUUGUAAAGUCUCUUUUUAUACACUUGGUGUCAAAGACCACGGAUACUGAUGGUCACAUGUGACAUGUUGUUUUUGCACAUUUGAUCUUAACGUUGGUGCACUGUCGACAAACACGACUAACUGGAUAAAAGCACACAAUGAUCCCAUUCGAAAUAGAAUUGUAUAUAUUUUUAUAGUCCUGUGCAGCUUUGUAAAGUGCCCUUGUAGUGAACGGUGGUCAAAGUGGUGAUGUUUGGAAAUAAACCAAGACCGGGAGUA